UCAAAAAAUCUCCUUAGGGACACAAUCCGGGAAACUUGUGUCAGCGUGUUUGCAGUAUUUUGCAGGUUUACAGUUAUUUUAAAAUAUUAUUAUUUAAUACGUUCACCAUUCAUACUGGCAUGAUAUUGCUGCAUAAGUAAAAUUGCACUGUUUAAUUUUAGUUCCGUGUUUAACUGCUGAUCUCAUUGUCAGGCAGCGAUCUGCUGUCAAUGAAAUACAGUGAUGACGAAUUCUGACUUGGAAUCCAAAUCAAUGUAAUGAAUGAUUCCUGCAUUGUAGCAGCCCGCAACAUGCUUUGAAGGGUUCCUUGAACUUACUGUCAAAUUUAAUCCUUUCUUUGGACUGCCUGCUAUGACGCCUUGCGAAGACUGCAAAUUCUCACGACGGUGGGGUUUUUGGCGAAGUAGCUGUUGGUUGGCCGAGAUUACAGGAGGAUAAUUUAACCAGUGGAAACUGCUGUUAUUAGUGAACAGUGUUUGUGAUUGUUAUCGUCUUUCUGACGCUCUUUCCAUGGAAUUAACGAGAACGGAAUUUUCUCGAUGGCCAUGUAGAAUCUGCGAACGUCAGUCUACAGGUGUGCACUACGGCGUCGUUAGCUGUGAAGGAUGCAAGGCAUUUUACAAGCGGAGUGUGGAGAAGUCGGUGAACUACAAGUGCGAUUUCGGAGACAAAUGCGAUGUUGCUCAUAACAGUCGUGAACGAUGCAAGGCCUGCCGAUUCCGCAAAUGCCAGUCUGUUGGGAUGAGUUUUCACGCGGUGAAAAUGGGGCGAAUAUCGAAAGCGGAGCGAGACAAAUUCCACGUUGAGCUGGCCAAAUCCGCUAAACACAGUAUUCCUGCAUGCGUCAUGGACGAACAGGAAGAGCAUCCGUCCGGACAUCAAACGAACCCGAAUACAGCGCGGCAAUUUAUCCCUUCUCUGGCGGUUGCUGAAACUCCCCUUGGCCGUGGUAAAUUUGGUGUCAUUCGAUCCCUGUCUGAUGUUCGAGAACAAAUCACGGAGCCAGAAAAGUCAUCCGAAAUCAAACCUGACGAUCAAUCAGACCUGUGCCAUCGGACGAUUCAAGCAGUCAGACCCUACAAGACAUUUUCUAGUUUGGUCCCGGAUGAUAGAAGCACCAUUGCUGACGUCAUGGACAUUAUGAAUAAAAAGAACCUUUCAGCGCCGUUUCGUCCAGUUCGGUAUGGUCCGGUGCAUAAACUGCCAACAUUUGUCGCGGAGUAUUGGGAUUUAAUGAAGGAGCGCAGUAUGUUUCUUCAGAAAACCGCGGGCGCUGUUUUGCAUGCUGUAGAAGUUGUGUAUGGAGACGAAAUUAAGCUGUGGACCGAGUUUAUGACUGAAGCUUUAAGCUGUGGCCGAAUUCCGGUUCAGCCGCAAACCACGAAGCAGCGGAUGCUGGAAAUAAUCCAACAAACUUUGAAAGAUAGCAUAGUGAAAACGGGAAAUUUUAUAUCGAUGCUGCCAGGAUUCAGUGAACUCGACGUAACCGAUCAGAAAAUUAUAAUUAUCGAAAAGUAUCUCAUUAUCUGGCUGGUGCAUCAUGCCCGCUAUAUCCGAAACGGAGAAAUGUAUUACGUUGUGGGCCCGGAAAAGAUCCAUUACUGUCGGUAUUGGCUGGAUCGUCUCUUUGCUGAACCGGAAUAUUUUCGUACAGUGUUUUCCUUUGCUGCUGCGGUGAACGAUAUUGGUCUGACUUUGACUGAAACUUAUCUACUUGGUGCCAUCGCUGUUUUCCGUCCAGACACCACGAAUGCUCGCAACAAAGAGGCUAUGGCCUUUAGCCAUGCUUUUUAUGUGGAUGUAGUGUUUUAUUUGGUGGGGAAGCGUUUGUCCGGUGGAGAGCGAACCACUGCUUUCAGCAAAUUGGAAAGGCUCAUUGACACAUUCCCGGUUAUCCAUAAACUGGCAGUGAACUAUGUCAAUGCAUGGGAGCUGACCAAUUAUCCUAUCAAAACCUCAACCGGUAUAUCCUUCCGUGUGCUGCUAAACAGAGAAUAAUUUCUAUUUUGCCCGUCCGGUCAUUCUGAUUUCUUGCUCAAAAGUGGGAGCUAUCCUCAUCAAGGGAACUUUCUAAUUAUACUGAAAGCGAACUUGAUAAGGAUGUAUUUUAUUUGGAGACCUAUUAUGAUCUGGGAUGGAUCUGUGACUGUGACCUGCGCUCCUGAUUCUAAGAUGAGCUGAUAUGAGAUGAAUCUGAUAAAUUUAUGUAGUCAACACUCAGUACGUUAUUAUUUAUUGUUUGAACUGUUUAAUUUUUUAACGAAUGCACUGCACCUUCUUUAAUAUCUUCUUAUCGUUCGUGUUUCUUGCCAUUGAGUGACUAUUAUGAAAUUAACCGGGAUUGGUUUUCCCAGAUUAUUUUUUUUGUUACGACUUUCUGGCUUCGUGAUUUUUUUGCAUGUUUUGUAGAGCGCACAAAUGGAUGCUUUUUAGCUAUUUGCAGGGUCUGUCCUAAAAUUUCGACUUUUGUUGUUUAAAGUUUAGUUUCAGAUUAGUUAUUACAGGUAUAAAUGCAUACUGCAUAGAUUUAUUGAAUUUUUGCAGAUAGCAUUGGUAUUAAAAUGGCUGUAAAAUUGG
Paramacrobiotus metropolitanus is the source of this 2577-nucleotide messenger RNA. Its product is annotated as nuclear receptor ROR-alpha-like. The transcript has 9 exons. Gene Ontology annotation, molecular function: zinc ion binding; DNA-binding transcription factor activity; sequence-specific DNA binding. The coding region runs from base 511 to 1998 and encodes 495 amino acids. Lineage: Eukaryota; Metazoa; Tardigrada; Eutardigrada; Parachela; Macrobiotidae. The record is from RefSeq and is a predicted model, not a curated record. Gene Ontology annotation, biological process: regulation of DNA-templated transcription.